AUGUGGAUUUUGGAUUGGUUUCAAAACGUGUUGAGCUCGCUCGGGUUAUGGAACAAACAUGCUAAGAUUUUGUUCCUCGGUUUAGAUAAUGCUGGGAAAUCAACAUUGUUACAUAUGUUGAAGAAUGAUAGAUUGGCCACUUUUAAUCCAACCAUGCACCCAACCUCAGAAGAGUUGGCUAUUGGUCAUGUUAGAUUCACCACUUUUGAUUUGGGUGGUCAUUUACAAGCCAGAAGAUUGUGGAAGGAUUAUUGUCCUGAAGUUAACGGGAUUGUUUAUUUGGUUGAUGCUGCUGAUCCAGCUAGAUUUGCUGAAUCUAGAGCUGAAUUAGAAUCACUUUUCAAGAUUGAAGAAUUAGCUAAUGUUCCAUUCUUAAUUUUAGGUAAUAAGAUUGAUUCUUCUGAUGCCGUUAGUGAUUUCGAAUUAAAACAAGCCAUGGGCUUGUAUAAUGCCACUACUGGUCAAUUUGGUAAAGUACCAGAAGGUGUUAGACCUUGUGAAGUAUUUAUGUGUUCCAUUGUUUUGAGACAAGGGUACUUUGAAGGGUUCAAGUGGUUGUCACAAUACAUUUGA
This is a messenger RNA of Lizanozyma spartinae, 573 nucleotides long. RefSeq names its product Arf family GTPase (gene SAR1). Gene Ontology annotation, molecular function: GTPase activity; GTP binding. Bases 1 to 573 code for a protein of 190 amino acids. The record is from RefSeq and is a predicted model, not a curated record. The transcript is spliced from 2 exons. Gene Ontology annotation, cellular component: COPII vesicle coat; endoplasmic reticulum exit site. Lineage: Eukaryota; Fungi; Ascomycota; Pichiomycetes; Serinales; Debaryomycetaceae. Gene Ontology annotation, biological process: intracellular protein transport; membrane organization; endoplasmic reticulum to Golgi vesicle-mediated transport.